AUGCUGGCGAUUCUAUCGGUCCUCACCGCGGUCAACCAGGGCAUUUGCUACUCGUACGCACCCAUUGCUGGCAUCGUCGAGAAGCGGUGGGAGGAAAGAGUCCAUUCAACGGAGCUGAUCACCGUCUACUUCAUCUCGUACAUCCCGUGCUCCUUCAUCGGCUCGUGGAUCAUGGACAAGAAGGGAUUACGAUACGGCGUACUACUCGGCGGACUGCUACAAGCUCUUGGUGCGGGGUUACGCUACUUCGCGUGCGCUUUUCACCCCGCAGGAGAAGCCUACGUGACGCUGGUGGGCCAAAUCCUGGCGUCCGUCGCAAUGCCCUUCAUGGUCAACUCGCCCGCUGUGUUGUCCGCCAAUUGGUACCCGCCUUCAAUGCGUGCGACGUCCACCAGCGUCGCAGUCAACGCCAACGCCAUGGGCACUGCCUUCGUGUAUCUCACGGCUCCGUUCAUCGUGCUCAGCAGCGACGACGUCCCGUACUGGAACCUGUACGUGGCGUUGGUGGCGACCGCGUCGUGGGUCGUGGCCUUCUUCUUCUUCCAGUCUUUUCCAAGGACAGGCGUGGCUCAGUCCAUUGUCUCCGACGUCCAGCUUCGAGACGAGUACGACUGGGCACAAUGGGCCACUGCGUUCACACACAGUGGCUUCUGGCACACCGUCGUGGCCUUCUCGGUCGCUGAGUGCAUUCUGAACGCCAUGUGCGCGCUGCUGGGAAAGUUUCUGAGCGUCGCGCGCUUCUCCAAGUCGCAGAUCGGGAUCGUAGGCGCUGCCUUCAUCGUCAGCUCCCUCAUCGGGGGACAGGUCAUCAGCCAGUACGUGGACAGGAAGCGCAACCACAAGACGGCGCUGCAGCUCUGUCUGCUGCUGACGGCGGUCGCCGUCGCCUCCUUCCGACUCGUGCCCAAGGUCAACGUCCACGCGACGCUCGUGAGCUUGAUGUUCCUCGGAGCUGUGCUCGGUCCGCUUCAGCCGAUCGUGCUGGAGCUGGGGGUCGAGUGCGCGUACCCGACCAGCGAAGCCACGGUCGCCGCGCUGCAGCAGCUCUGCGGCAACUUCUUGUCGGCCAUUGUCGUGCCUGGCUUGAGUGCGCUCCGAAGGACGCACGUGGAUUCAACGGGCCACGUGCCACCCAGAAACUUUUACGCCAGCCCCGAGUGGGUCAUGGUCUUCAUGACAACCGCCACCUUCGUCGUCUUCUGCUUCUUGUACGUAGAUCCUCUUCGAGCUACCUCUGCUCCACCUUGUACUAACGUUGAUGUCUCUCUGCAUCUGCAGCAACGGCACGUACAAGCGCUUCGCCCACGAGUCCAAGAAAGCCAGCGGUCGAAGCAGCAACAAGGAGCACGUUCUCAUCACGAGGACGUCCCGAGACACCGGGAGCUUCUUCUGAUAGUCCGCACCCAUCCACCGACGUCGCUAAUAACUAAUCCAUCGCUCUAA
Molecule: messenger RNA, 1443 nt
Organism: Phytophthora sojae
Lineage: Eukaryota; Oomycota; Peronosporomycetes; Peronosporales; Peronosporaceae
Exons: 2
Coding region: 1-1443 (480 amino acids)
Biological process (GO): transmembrane transport
Cellular component (GO): membrane
Molecular function (GO): transmembrane transporter activity
Source: RefSeq, a predicted model, not a curated record